CAAAACCCGAAAGGGGAAGGCAAAGAUGAGAAAUCCAAUGCUCAACGGAUGCACUCAACGAUGGAGGCCGCGCAAAAUGAGCAAAACAGUGAAGUAAAGCCUGCCGAUAUCCAGCAUCAGGCACUUUCGAAGAACGCCCAAAAGAAGCUUUUGAGGCAACAGAAGAACGAGGCGAAGAAAGCAAAGAUGAAAGCGCAAAUGAAAGAGCAAAAACAGAGGGAUGCGGAGAGGAAGCGAAAACAGUGGGAGAAGAAACUGGCCGCCUUAUUCAAGAAAAGAAUUGAGGAAAGAGAAUGGAGAAAGAUCCGAGGAAAGAGGCCAGAAUAUCCAGAGACUGAAACAAGCCAAGGACACCGGCCAAAACAUCGUCGUCGAUCUUGAAUUCUCUCAUCUCACGACGAACUCCGAGAUCCAUAGCCUCGUACAACGGGUUGUCUUCGAAUCUUCAGCAAAUGCAUAAAUUUGUCCCUUUAUUACGUUGUAUCCAUAAUGUAGU
Hibiscus syriacus is the source of this 496-nucleotide messenger RNA. RefSeq lists its product as uncharacterized. The record is from RefSeq and is a predicted model, not a curated record. The transcript has a single exon. Bases 49 to 381 code for a protein of 110 amino acids. NCBI's taxonomy places the organism in Eukaryota, Viridiplantae, Streptophyta, Magnoliopsida, Malvales, Malvaceae.